Messenger RNA from Hansenula ciferrii, 1770 nucleotides. RefSeq names its product amino acid permease. Gene Ontology annotation, molecular function: amino acid transmembrane transporter activity. Gene Ontology annotation, cellular component: membrane. Gene Ontology annotation, biological process: amino acid transmembrane transport. The coding region runs from base 1 to 1770 and encodes 589 amino acids. The record is from RefSeq and is a predicted model, not a curated record. NCBI's taxonomy places the organism in Eukaryota, Fungi, Ascomycota, Saccharomycetes, Phaffomycetales, Wickerhamomycetaceae. The transcript has a single exon.
AUGUCCUCUGAAGAAUAUAAUAAACCAGUGGUUAAAGAUACUGUUCAUUCAGAUCCAGAACUUGGUGAAGUUGCUGAACAUUCUUCAUACUCACAAACUCAAUCAGAUCCAAUAAAAUCACAAUCAAAAUGGACUCGUUUUAAAGAUUCUUUCAAAGCAAUGGAAGAUGAAGAAAUUGAUGGUUCAAAUAUGACUGAUUUAGAAAAAGCCAUUGCUAAAACUGCUAAAUCACCAUUACAUAAAUCUUUAAAGAAUCGUCAUUUACAAAUGAUUGCCAUUGGUGGUGCUAUUGGUACAGGUUUAUUUAUUGGUUCUGGGGGUGCUUUAGCAACUGGUGGACCUGCUGCCUUGUUAAUAGGUUGGUUAGCUGUGGGGACUAUGAUUUAUUGUACGGUUCAAGCAUUAGGUGAAAUGGCUGUUACUUUCCCAAUUUCUGGUGCUUUUAAUGUUUAUUCAACAAGAUUUAUUCAUCCUUCGUGGGGUUUUGCAAUGGGUUGGAUUUAUACAUUACAAUGGCUUACUGUGUUACCAUUAGAAUUAGUUGCAGCUUCUAUAACUAUUCAAUAUUGGAAUUCAAAUAUAAAUCCAGUUGCAUGGGUUGCAAUUUUUUAUUUAUUAAUUGUUUCAAUAAAUUUCUUUGGUGUUAAAGGUUAUGGAGAAGCUGAAUUUGUCUUUUCAUUCAUUAAAGUCAUUGCAGUUGUUGGAUUCAUCAUCUUGGGUAUAAUCUUGAACUGUGGUGGUGGUCCAAAAGGUGGUUAUAUAGGUGGUAAAUAUUGGCAUGAUCCAGGUGCUUUUGCUAAUGGGUUUAAAGGUGUUUGUACUGUUUUCGUCACUGCUGCUUUUUCAUUCUUGGGAACAGAAUUAGUUGCAUUAGCUGCUUCAGAAUCUGCAAAUCCAAGAAAGUCAUUACCAAGAGCUACAAAGCAAGUUUUUUGGAGAAUUUUAUUAUUUUAUAUCAUUUCAUUAACUUUAAUUGGAUUAUUAGUUCCAUAUACUGAUGAUCGAUUGGGUAAAGGUUCAUACGAUGCUUCAGCUUCACCUUUCGUUAUUUCAAUUAGAAACGCUGGUAUUUCAGGUUUACCAUCUGUGAUUAACGUUGUCAUUAUGAUUGCAGUCUUAUCAGUUGGUAAUUCUGCUGUUUUUGGUUGUUCUCGUACAAUAACAGCAUUAGCAGCCCAAGGUUUUGCACCAACAUGUUUUGCAUAUAUUGAUCGUAAAGGUCGUCCAAUCUUCUCAGUAUUGUUAAGUUUAACUAUUGGUUUAUUAUGCUUUAUAACUGCAUCACCUAAACAAAGUGAAGUCUUUGUUUGGUUAAUGGCAUUAUCUGGUCUUUCUUCGGUAUUUGCUUGGGGUUCAGCUUGUGUAGCUCAUAUUAGAUUUAGACAAGCUAUGAAAUAUCAAGGACGUGAUCCUCAUACUGAAUUGGCUUAUACUUCACAAUGUGGUGUAAUUGGAUCUUAUUAUGGUGCAGGUUUAAACAUCUUGGUCUUGGUUGCACAAUUUUGGAUAGCUGCCUUCCCAUUAGGUAAAAAAUCAACAGCUGAAGCAUUUUUUAAAGCUUAUUUAGCAGCUCCUGUUAUUCUAGGGUUUUAUCUUUUCCAUAAAAUUUGGAAGAAAAAUUGGUCAUUAUUUGUUAGAAUUGAAGAUAUGGAUAUUGAUUCUGGUAGAGCUGAACGUGAUUUAGAUUUAUUAAGACAAGAAAUUGCAGAAGAGAAGGCUGAAUUGGCUACAAAACCUUUCUUUAUAAGGUUGUACAGAUUUUGGUGUUGA